Molecule: messenger RNA, 8702 nt
Organism: Gryllus bimaculatus (two-spotted cricket)
Lineage: Eukaryota; Metazoa; Arthropoda; Insecta; Orthoptera; Gryllidae
Source: the annotation of a GenBank genome assembly
AAGAAAGAAGACUGGGAGCAGAUGAAAACCCUCUCUUGGUGCAGCUCAAUUGGCAUAUGGAUGACAGAGAAGGACGUUUUCUAUUAAGGAGAAUUGAUGAUAAGACAAAUGAAUCAUUCCUGUGCCCUCAGGUGCCAGCAGUAGGGUUCCAGGAAGGAGGUUCUAGCUUCCGAAGAAAGCUGUCAAAGAGAGAAAAGAAGCAGCUCAAGAAACAGGAGAAAAUGAACAAAUUGAAGUCAAAUGCAGCUAAUAAUGAAAAUGAAGGUGGUGUGGCAGAGAAACUUUACACAGAACUGCCAGAGACCAGCUUCACCCGUUCCAUUUCAAAUCCUGAAGCUGUAAUGCGUCGUCGCCGCCAGCAGAAACUGGAACGCAAAUUGCAGCAGUUCCGAAGCAAGGACGGAGGCCCAGACACAGGGGGCACUCUGAAGAUCUAUGGAGAGUCGUUAUGUCGAGAUGUCCCUUAUAAAACGCUCCUGUUGUCUGUGCGUGAUACUGCUGCACAAGUGGUUCGUGAAAUGUUAGCAAAAUAUGGCAUGGAAAGAGAAGCUGAUCCACACAAUUUCUGUCUGGUUCAGGUGAAUACUGCUGCACUUCCGGAUACUGGGGAAAGCAAAGAGUACCAUGGCGGAACCAACAACCGGGAAUAUAUCUUGGACGAUGACGAGUGCCCUCUUGCAAUUCUUAUGAACCAUCCAUCGUCCAGAGGGUCCAUCAUGUUCCACGUGCGACGGCGGCCGGCGGACUACCACCCGCGCAAGCGGAAGAAGAAGCCCCUGCAGAAGUGGAACAAGGGCAGCGACCUGGUGGAUUACCGAUGGUUCAGAUAUAGUAAGCAGCACUCCGAAACGCCAUCGACUUCAUCCGAAUGUUACUGAAGUGGGAAGUGAACGACCCAUGAAUGCAUCACAACAUGGGCAUCAAACACAGUCCCUACAGUUGUUUGGUCCAAAUGUGCAUCCUAGGCAUUGUGUUAUUGCGCAUACUGAAGGUAUUGUGACAGUUACACCUUGCAGUAGAGAUGCAGAAACAUACGUAAAUGGCCAGCGAAUUUAUGAGACCACAAUACUUCAGCAUGGGGCUGUAGUGAAGUUUGGCAGAAUUCAUAAUUUUCGGUUUCUUGACCCUUCAGCUGAUGAUAGAACCCGACAAAGACAUGAUUCUGCCAGGCAGGCUCUGGACUAUACCUACGACAGACAAACAUCAAAGGAGGACACAGUGAGUCAUGGAGGAGUAUCCACGGGCCCCCCUGGUAGCAACACAAAUGGUAAUAACAACAGCUCAAAUGGUAACGGACCAAGUAAUACUUCCCAGAAUUAUGAAACGACUUUUGAUGUUGAUGGAAAUGUGGAAACGGUAUCUACGUCAAGUUUGGGUAAUAAGGAGGAAACAAGAUCACAGAGGUCUGUUGGCAGUAGCAGGGAUGGCAACAGACUGUCCAAUUACGAGCGGUACCCCAGGGGAAAUGACCCGAUUUUACCAGCUGUUCUUGAAUUUAGAGAAGAAACAGAAGAGGCAUUUCUUCAUGCUGUUGUGACAGACCUAGAUCCGUCGUCACCACAUUUUAAACUUGCACCUACCUACACUCUCUAUCUUGUGGCAAGGUAUCGUGCUUCAACCCACUACCGUCCGGAACUUACUCCCCCAGAGCGAGCACAUAGGCUUACCGUGUUGCUUGCAAGAGUGGCAGCUAUGAUACAUAAUGUAAUUCAGGACAGGUAUGCGGAUGCAAAAUCCCUUGCUUUCUGGAUGGCGAAUUCUUCUGAACUGUUGCAUUUCCUGAAAUCUGAUAGACACAUAUGUGCAUUCUCAUUGGAUGCUCAGGAUAUAUUAGCAGAGUGUGUUCAAUUAGCUUUCAGGAACCUUGUGUCAUGCCUCCAAGGAGACUUGGCUGCUGUUAUGCCUAAUUUUUUAACAGAAAGAGAAGAUCCAAAUCCUGAAGAUGAUAGUACUGGCUCUGUGUUGCAAGUUCUAUCUUCUGCCAUGGAUCUUCUUCGUCGAUGUCGUGUCAAUGCAGCUCUUACCAUACAACUUUUUUCUCAACUCUUUCACUUUGUCAACAUGUGGUCAUUCAACAAAGUAGUGACAUCAUCCCCAGGAGUGCACGGGACAGGAAUUUGCUACUGCACCAGGGAAUGGGGCCUUCGACUGAAAGCAAAGCUGGCACAGUUGGAGGUGUGGGCCGAAAGGCAGGGUCUGGAACUGGCAGCGGACUGCCACUUGGCUCGGAUCAUCCAGGCUGCGCAUCUUCUGCAGGCACCCAAGUACAAUGCUGACGACUUGGCCACUCUCAGCUCUACCUGCUUCAAACUGAAUUCCUUGCAGCUCAGAGCCCUCCUCUCGAAAUAUCAACCAGCGCCAGAUGAACCACGGCUACCUCAUGACCUCAUUGACAAUGUCGUAAUGGUGGCUGAGAAUGUAGCAGAUGAAUUGGCUCGUUCUGAUGGGCGCGAAGUGCGGUUGGAAGAGGAGGCAGAGCUACAGCUACCAUUCCUGCUGCCUGAGGAUGGGUACAGCUGUGAUGUGGUGAGGGGUGUUCCCCAGGGUUUGGCUGAAUUCUUGGCUCCUUUGCAACAUGCUGGAUUAUGUCGACUCACAACGCAGCCCACCUCUUCUGGUCUUUGGACUAUCUACAUGUCUCCCCCUGAACAGAUAUUAGGGGCGCGGAGCCCCAGUGCGAUGAGCAACCGCUCAGGAGGCUACCCUCUGCUGCAGCAGGAGCCGGAGGUGCAGCUCAUCAAGCUGAACAAGUCCAACAACGGCAUGGGCCUCAGCAUCGUGGCAGCCAAGGGAGCCGGCCAAGAUAAACUGGGAAUUUACAUCAAGUCUGUGGUCAAAGGAGGAGCUGCUGAUGUGGAUGGUCAAUUACAAGCUGGUGACCAGUUGUUGAAAGUGGAUGGUCAAAGCUUAGUAGGAAUCACUCAAGAAAAAGCUGCAGAAUAUCUAGUUCGUACUGGUCCCACUGUUACUUUAGAGGUAGCAAAACAAGGCGCAAUAUAUCAUGGGCUAGCUACAUUAUUACAGCAACCAUCACCUGUAAUGGGACGAGCCUCAACUUCUGCAUCUCGUAUUCGUCCCAAAUCUGAACUGAUAACGCAACCUCCCAGUGUCACAAGAGCUGGUGAUGCAAACUCAACCGGGCCUAUGUCAGGAACAAUGUCCCUCAUGAACCUUCAUGCUCCAGCCUCAUCAGCCCAACCUCAGCCGACCGUGGUGCCUUAUCAGGAAAGACUUGUCGAUUGGAAUAUGCCGUCAGGGCCUCGUAGAAUGAGUGAAAGAGAUCUGCCAUCAAGAGUUUUAAAUGAGCAGACUCAUUUGGGAGAUGCCAGAAGAAAUUUAACCAAUCACGCACCAAUUCAGAGUUCAAAAUCUGUACCUUCAUUAAAUAGUGGAAACAAUGAUCUUGUUCAUGGUCAUCUUUCUCAAACUGCGACUGUUAAUACACCAAACAAGUCCCAUGAAGUGUUCAACCCAGGAUACAGUCGUACGUCUUCAACAAAUAGCAUCCCUCAGAAUAUUCCCCCAAAACCGUACGAUGGACAUCUUCAUUCAGGAGGUGGAUUGCGAUCCAAGUCCAGCCAAAACUUAAACGAUCCUCGUAGCCCAACUGCAGCUUUGCCUCCGAGUGGUCUUGGCUCUCGUCAGUUGUCCAAUCCAAGUCUGCACCAUUCUCAGUACCCUCCAACUGCCAUCCACCCUUUCCAUGGAAGCCCCUCCCAACCCACACCCCCAUCCCAGCACCACCACCCCCAUUCAAGCCCCCAGCAGUACCCCCACCCCUCCCAGAUAAACCAGCAGCCGCAGCAUGGGAUGCCUCCUAGUGGACACGUGCCCAGUCAGCAGCACCCGCUUCUUGGAAGCCAGCAUGUUGCAAACCAGCAUGAGGGAGAGAGAUUUUAUCAAAAUUUGAGUAUUUAUCGUAAUCAAGAGAUUCAUAACGGCUAUCCUCCUCCUAGUCCCAAUCGAGGGAAGUUGCCCAGUCCUCAAGUUCAGGAUGACAAGAGCCCCACACACACUCAAAAGAAUCUGCGAGGCUCCCAAUCUUCUUUGCAUAGGCCACCAGAUGCCUUGCAAAGCAACUCUAGAGAACGACCAGCAUCUGCUUAUAUUCCUGCCAAGGAAACAUUAGGAAGUCCUCAACAUGGCUCUAACAUGGCUCCAAGAUCUCAAUCCACCAGGGACAUAAUGCGUCAAGAAGCUAAACUCCAAGAGAUGCAGGAGGAAGUCAGGCGUCGAGAGCUACGAGGAGGAGCUCCUGUGGGCGCACCACAGCACUAUCCAGUGCAACCAGGCAAUCACCCUCGAUCUCAGGUUGCCCAUAUGCAGCAAAGAAUCUCAAAUGCAAAUUUUCAAUAUCCAAAUCCAGACGCAAACAGCUCUAAUGUACCUCAGCCCCAACAAGCCUCCUACCCUGUGCCUAGUGGUCACAAUCAUCCUAACCCUGCUCAUGCACCUAUGUCUCCCACAUACAACCAUCCUCGACCUCAGCAACUGUACGGACCACCUCCAACAGCCCCGAAACCAGGUCGCCAUGGGCCUCUCUCAGGGGACGGUCAGCGUCUGGCCCAUCUGGACAUGCAAGGGCAACCUCGCCUCUUAGCGAACAGCGACGUUCACACUGCCCCUCGUCAAGGACCUUCGGAGGAUGUUGGUUAUAGGGACUCCCCUCCCCCACCUCCACCGCCUACAUCCACACAUCCUUUAUAUCAAACCCAACCACCUUCUAAACAAAUUCCUGCAACAGGACAUCAAGACAACAGAUACACAGCAAGUAUGGGUGAACCUCCACGAGGAAGUUAUUACACCUCUAACCCAUCUGGUUCUGGAAAUUCCAGUCAGCCACGCCAAUUCCAGUUCAAUGCUACAAAUCCUUGGGAACGAGAAGAGCGUGAAAAGGAACAGCAACGUCGACGAGAGGCAGCACGGGCCUGGAGAGACCAGCAGAUUGCCGAACUGUCAGCAUUGCCACAGAGGACUGCCCAGCAAGAAGAGCAGUUGCGAGCUCUCAAGUUGGAACGAGAAUUUCAACGUCGAGCAGAGGAAGCUGCGAGGCAAGAAGAGGAGGAAGAAGGAGAUGACGAUCAGGAAAGUGUUGAAAGAGUUCAAGGAUUACUUCGCAUGGCCACACUUCAGCAAGAUGAUGCAGCAGAACGAGCUCGCAACCACAGCAAUCGCCGUGGUCCUGCUGAUGAUAUUGACCAAAAUAGUCUUCCUGGACGUGCCACAAUAAGUGCUGCUUCAAGUUCUGCUGCAGUGAGAUCACCUGUUGUCGCCGCAGCUGCUGAAGAUAAGAGAAGACAAGAAGAAAUAAAAAGGGAGCAAGAAGAACGAAGGAGAAGGGAAGAUGAAGCUAGGCAGAAACACCACCAGCAAAUGUUGUUGCAACAACAGCAGCAGCAGCAGCAGCAACAACAACAGCAGCAGCAGUUACAGCAGCAACAACAGUUGCAGCAGCAACAGCAUUUGCAGCAGCAGCAGCAAUUGCAGCAGCAGCAGCAGCAAUUGCAGCAGCAGCAGCAGCAAUUGCAGCAGCAGCAGCAAUUGCAACAGCAGCAGCAGCAGCAGCUAGGUCAUGGCAGUUCUCAGUAUUCUCAAAAUAAUUCUGUUCGACCCAUUGUCCAGGGACAGACUCAGAAUACAUCUAAUAACCAGUUCAAUUCUAAGUCAAUGGACCCCAGCCAUUUGCGCCUUGAUAACCUUGUCAUCAAUGGUCCAGCAACCCCAACAAAUAAUAGUUAUCCGAAUAGUAACCAUCAACAAUAUAAUGGAUUCAUUUCUUCACAGCCUUCCACUACAAACAGUGGUUCAGUAUAUUACCAACAUGAACAUGGAAAACCCCCAAGUGUCAGUCAGAGUACGCCUGUCAGUAAUUACUAUUCUAAUCAAGAAACAAGUGUGAAAUCAUCUUUAUCUCCUGCUCAACAAAGUGGAACCCAGAGACUAGACUCUCUUCUUCAAAUGAGCAGUACGGCAAGUAGUGAACGCCCUUCAAAUUCACAUCAACCUCCUCAACCACCUGAAAGAGGGUCAUCUUUCACAGUAAUGUCCCAGACUCAAGGUGUGUUGCGAAAUUCAUCUGCCAACAUUUCAACAAUGGGUGUUGAUAGAGGAAAUCCCAUUAACAAUAGGUCAUCUGAGAAUAGCGUCCAAACUAACUCUUCCGCAACGACAAAGAGAGUGUCGUUCCAUGAUCCUAAUGCAAAUCAGCCUCCUCCCCCACCAGCAUCUCAGCCUCCUGCAAUGGAGCGCAUUCGGGAAGAUCCCAACCAUUUCAUCAACGAAGCUGAGUCGCUUUUGUCAUCACCAAAGAGUCCUGAUGGGCCGUUCCCUACCAAUACACCUGGGGUUAUUGGCGCUCAGGAAGUUUACAGGGAUCCAAGAACUCGCCUUUUGGCACAGCAGCAACAUCAGAAGCUCAUGUCGAGCAGAGGGGGUCAAGUGCCUGAGAAGUUAAGUUUCAAGGAGAAAAUGAAAAUGUUUGCAAUGGAAACUGGUGAGGAUGGAACCCCAAAGGACAAGGUGAAGAUUUCCCGAGCCCAACGUGAUAUUGACAACCUUUCAUCUCCUGGUCCGGGAAACAGUAAUAACAAUAACAAUGGAAAUUGAAAGUUAAAUGUAAAUACCUUAUGUAAUUGGACAUAAUUCCACUGGACAAUUUGGUUGUCCUAAGUUUGCAGUAUUUUUUGUGCAAGAACGCAGUAUUUUGUGGCCGUGUUCGUAAUGAGUUAUGUAUGUGGCUGUGUUAAAGUGAUGAAUAAGUGUUUGUACAGUUUAUUCAGAUUUUAUUUCAAUUCAUAGAAUUUUAAAAUACUUAAAAGUUUCUUGAUAAGUGUUGUAGAAAACAUUAGAUGCACUUUUUACUUCAAUUUUACAUAAUGAGGAAAGUGCUGUGAAAUUUAGUCUUAUUUAAGAGUGAGUGUGUAUGUGUAUGUGUGUGAACACACACACACACACACAUUCUCUGUCUCUCAUUCUGUAAUUACUAUUAUUAAAACUACUGUUUAGGAUAUUGAAGUGUGCAUUGCCAAUAUGUAUUAUUGUGGAAAAAAGUGCCACUUCUGUUAUAAAAAUCAUGAAUCAAUGUUGUUUAGUUUAUAUUUAAUUAUAUUUUAUCUGUACAAGCUUUUAUUUCUUAUUAUUUUUGAUUUAUUUAUGAGCCAGUUACUUAGCUUUCAUCAUGAAAUUCAAAUAACAACAUUAAAGAUAAAUUUGCAUAAAAAUCUUUGUCAUCAUGAUAGAUAUCCAUAUUCGUGUUUAAAUGUCAGGAUGAGAAUGAAAAACAAGAGGCCUUCAACUAGUGUGUUAAGUGAAUAUAAAAAUAACUCUGUACCUUACUAAAGAACUUUGAAUGUAUUCCUAACAUUUUUAUUAGUUAGGCUAGGUAGUACUUGAUAUUGGUUUUUAUACUUCUUGCAAACUUGAAAUAUCAUUAAUAUUAGUAAAUUCAAUGUCCUUGUACAUAGUAAACUUUAUUCAUGGGAUUUUGCUUCCCGUAUGGACUUUAACAAUAUAACUGUGAUCUGGUAAAGAUCUGCUUUCGUCUAGUUUUCAGGUAUCUUGAAAUAAAGCAAAAAGCUUUUGUAAUUGUACAUAGUAUUGUGGUUCAUUGCUAUGUUUAGAUGAACAAAAUGUAAUUGAGCAAUUGUUAAAUUACCUGAUUCUGUUGUUUUAUUAUAUGUAAGUAAAUAAAUUUUAUCACUGCUAACACUGUACUAUUGUGAUAAUAUAAAAUUAUAUUUUGUUUAUGAACAUAUGGCUUUUCCUCUUUUUAAUGUUACUUAAUUUCAUGACUAUUUAUAUUUCUGUUUCUUCACAAAUCAUAUAUUAUGACUUAUAACAACAUUGCACUGGUCGAGAGAUUUGUUGUAAAUGCACUUUACUCAAGUUACUGUAGAAUUUACUAAGCAAUACUUAAAUUGACUGACUUGAUAAAACUGUUUUGUAUGAUUGAAAAAUGCUCUGAGAUAAUUGCAGCUGUUAUAUUUAUAGUGCAGUUUCUUAUAUAUACUGUGUUAGUACCAGAAGGCUUGAGACAAGGGCCAGUAGUGGUUACUAAAUGGAUGAAUUACAUUGAAAAUCAAUGGUUGAGCUAUACUAGGUCUCGUGAAACAGGUGCUAAUUCUGGUGAACUGAGCAGUACCUGCUGGCUGUGAUACCUGUGCCCUUGUUCUGCAGCUAUCAUACGUUCUGAGCUUUGAAUCAGUGAGUCCUGGUCUCUGUUAUGAUGUGUUUGUAAGCCUUGUUAGCCAAUGACAACAGGUCAGUGCUAGCAGAGCAGGGGUCAUAUGUCAUCUUUUGUGUGUGCAGGAUUGUGCUUUGUUGAUAACAUACGUCCAAUACAUCACUUGAGUGCUCACUAGUGAGAUGUGUCCAUUGUUUCAAGAGAAAUAAAGAUAUUAAGAUUGUUUUUUUUAUUGUAGAAUAUGGCAGAUCACUUAAAUAGUAUGAUAUAAAGAUAUAUUCAUUGUGAAGAUAGUAAUGUUUAUCUGUUUUGUUUUACAAUUUUUCAUCACAAAUACAAAUUGUAUUAAUCUAUAAAGAGAAACUUGUAUUAACAUCUUGUAAAAUUUUUAUAAUUAUAAUCCAUUCAAGAUCAUGUAUAUAGUUAUUUUUCAUGUAUCUAUGUAAAGGAAAUGAAUUAUUUCAUGUAUAGAUUAUGGCAAGUUAGCUUUACUUGACCAGAAAAUAAAGAAAGUAAAGUU